Molecule: messenger RNA, 1436 nt
Organism: Drosophila eugracilis
Lineage: Eukaryota; Metazoa; Arthropoda; Insecta; Diptera; Drosophilidae
Product: nudix hydrolase 8
Exons: 4
Coding region: 309-1304 (331 amino acids)
Molecular function (GO): ADP-ribose diphosphatase activity; NAD binding; NADH pyrophosphatase activity
Source: RefSeq, a predicted model, not a curated record
CGUGUUGGUGGAAGUAGAAGCAAAUUGAAAUCGCGCGCUGUUUAAUUCGCUUGUUUAUGCCAAAGUCCAUGGCUGUUAGAUCGUUUAAUUAGUCGUCUGCAACUGGUCGGAUUAGCUUAGUGACACCAAUAACCAGUGGGUUUCCUACAUGCCCAGGAAUUGACUUCGCCUCAAAUUCUGGAUAUAGUGAGACGUUAUAAACGCCGCCACGCCCACUGCGGUGCCACCAGAUCUACGGUACCGAGCUUGUGACGCCAACGUUGUCGACAACCGUCGUCGUCGUUUCUGUUAAAUAGCGAGAUUAUUUAAUGUUGGCCACAGGGCUUCUGGCUCGCAGAAACAUUCCAAACCUGCCGGUGCUUAAUACAUGGAGGACGCUUCUCCGGACCGCUAGAAACCGCCCUUCAUCCACGGCAGCUCUUAAAAUCCAACAAAACGUUCUGGAGCAACAUCAGCCACUGCGGCCAUUCACCCGAGCAUACCCAGCCUCCAAAGUCAUGGACACACCGACAGAUGUAUUCCAAGGAAUUACCGAUCGCUUUGCCGGAGUCACAGUUGAUGGACGUGAAGAGAAAGUGGACAAUUUCCGGGAAAAACUUAAAAAAUCCCUUGACUUUUGGACAACAAACAAGAACCGAGCUAUUUGGUUCCGUGUGUACAAGGAGCAGGCCGAUUGGGUGCCAAUUCUGGCGGAGAAUGGCUUCGAUUUCCAUCACGCAAAGACCGGAGUGGUGGUCAUGUACCGCUGGCUACCGGAAGACGAGUCCAAUAAUCUGCCCAAUUUCGCACAUACACUGAUGGGCGUCGGCGGGCUAGUGAUCAAUGAUAAGAACGAGGUUCUGGUAGUGUCCGAUCGGUUUGCAAUGAUACCCAAUAGCUGGAAGCUACCCGGUGGUUAUGUGGAGCCGCGGGAGAAUCUCAUCGAUGCGGCGAUACGUGAAGUGGUAGAGGAGACAGGAAUCCGCACAGAGUUUCGGUCGGUAGUCACUCUGCGACAUGCCCAUGGUGGUACCUUCGGUUGCUCCGAUCUAUACGUGGUCAUCGCCCUGAAGCCCCUUAAUUUGGAUUUUAAACGAUGUGAGCGGGAGAUAGCACGACUCCAGUGGAUGCCCAUCGCGGAGUAUCUGCAGCAUCCGCAGGUGCACGAGACGAACAGGCAGUUCGUUUGCACGUUCUUGGACUACCAAAAGCGUGGCUUGACCCUCACCUGUCGCGACGAUGUCCACCAAGUGCUUAAGAAGAAGUAUAACUUGUAUUACGUGGAGCGUGAGCAAGAACAAAAGCAGGAUCAAAGUAAUUUGUGAGACUUGAAGGUUCAGUGGCCAAAUCCUUAGUGCAAUUUCUAUUAAGUUUUUUUUUGUAUUUCCAAGCCAGGAUGAGCACAAGUGCAUAUUGAAAUGUUCAUAAUAUAGUUAAAUACAUUGUGUAAUCAAAAA